AUGGAAAGUCAUAAUCAUACACCACCUCCCCUACACAGCGUAAAUUCAAGCUCAAGUUCCGGCUCUGGCGCUGGUUCAGGAACAACACCUCGUAGACCUGGGGGAGCUAGACCAAACCCAACGAGAAUAGGAUCAGGUGCACCCCCACCGCCAAAAUUGAAUAUACCUCUUGGGAAUGUUCCGGGAAUAAACGUUGAUCAAGCCAACGAAAAUGGUUGGCAGAUCCCUUCAGCACUUCCAGCAUUAGCACUGCGUCCAAUGAGAGCUUCCCCAUCGCCUUCCAAUCGACCCAAACUUUCCCUUUCGGGAGUCUCAACUCCAGUCCCAGCUCCAUCUCCUCUAUCACUCCCAGUCACCUCGAAUGGUAUCCCUACUCAGAGGCCACCGUUACUCAAUGCCCCCUCUUCGCAAUACAUGUCCACACCUUCAUCGAGUGGAAUGGGUUCAUGCUCUAAACCUUCAACUCCAGCUUUGAAGCUCAGUAUACCAGGAUCAGGAUCAGGAUCAGGAUCGGGUACAGGAGCUCCAAGUGGAUAUGACUAUUCAUCUACUGCGAACGAAGAUACGGAUAUGUUGAAUUCAGCUUUGAAAACACCGACACCGUAUUCAAAUUCGAACAAUUUCGAAGAUCAAAACCCAACUUUGCAAGCCAGAGGAAAUAAUUACGAUGAUGAUGAGACUUCGUAUGGAUAUGGCAGGUUGCAUAAUGAUGAUUACUCAGGUGAAGGUAGAAGAAUAAGUGAAAUGACUGAAGAUAUAAGACAAGCUUUGACUAGAUCAAGGUUCGAUCCUUCUUCAACUCCUUCUAUAGGUUCAAAUAGAUCAAGAGCAAAUUCAGGUGCUAGUAGAAAAACUAGAUCAAGAGCAAAUAGUUCAACGACCAACCCAUCUGGAUCGAGAAGAGAAAGUACAACUAAUAAUAUAGAAGAUUUAUUAUCUAUUAGAUCAUUAGAUAUCACUUCGUCAAGUGGAGAGAAUUCGAGAAGAAGUAGUCUAGAUAAAAAGUCGAGUGACCAUGGACAUAGUAGCAUCAUAGUGGCAGAUGAAGAACAGGACAGACAAAGUCCUACUUUCGAUCCUGAAGAUCUAGUAUCGUUGAAAAGGCUGGGAGAAGGUACAGGUGGUGCAGUAGAAUUGGUUCGUGAUAAGAAGACUGGUAAGAUAAUGGCUAAGAAGGUAAUUGCGAGAACUACCAAUCCCUCAAUGCAUAAACAGCUUCUUCGGGAGCUAGAAAUAUUGAACGUUUGCGAAUCUCCAUAUAUCGUUGAACAUUAUGGAUCAUUUUUGACUGAAAGAGACAGUGUCAUUGGUAUAUUGAUGGAAUACUGCGAAGGCGGAAGUUUGGAUCAUCUUUUAGGGAAGAUGAAACGCAGCGGAAUGCGAUGUUCUGAGCACGUACUAGGGAGAGUCGCCAGCUCUGUUCUGAAAGGACUCGACUAUCUUCAUGAGCAUCGAAUCAUACAUCGAGAUAUCAAGCCUUCCAAUAUCGUCUUGACGAAACAAGGCGUAGUGAAACUAUGUGAUUUUGGUGUAUCUGGUGAAUUGGUGGAUUCUAUUGCUGGAACAUUUACUGGAACGAGCUUUUACAUGGCUCCUGAACGCAUUCAAAAUCAACCAUAUACUAUCAAAGCGGAUGUCUGGUCAUUAGGAAUGACAUUACAUGAAGUAGCGCAUUUGCGUUUUCCUUUCCCCCCUGAAGGUGAAAAUCAAUCUGUGGCACCCAUUGAACUGUUAUCGUAUAUUGUUACUGCACCUACACCGGUGAUGAUCGAUGAUCCAUCUGUUGGAAGGGUCUGGUCAGACGGUUUCAAGAGUUUCAUGGCUGACUGCCUAAUUCGAUCGGGAACAGAUAGACCAUAUCCUUGGCAAUUACUUCAGCAUCCUUUUAUCCUCACUAACGAAGCCAAGAAAGUCAACAUGGCAAAAUGGGUAGCUGCUUUAUGUGGAUGGCCAUAUCCAUAA
This is a messenger RNA of Kwoniella shivajii, 1962 nucleotides long. RefSeq lists its product as uncharacterized. The transcript has 6 exons. The coding region runs from base 1 to 1962 and encodes 653 amino acids. Gene Ontology annotation, biological process: cell integrity MAPK cascade; regulation of fungal-type cell wall organization; protein phosphorylation. Gene Ontology annotation, molecular function: MAP kinase kinase activity; ATP binding. Lineage: Eukaryota; Fungi; Basidiomycota; Tremellomycetes; Tremellales; Cryptococcaceae. The record is from RefSeq and is a predicted model, not a curated record.